Molecule: messenger RNA, 3016 nt
Organism: Xyrauchen texanus (razorback sucker)
Lineage: Eukaryota; Metazoa; Chordata; Actinopteri; Cypriniformes; Catostomidae
Gene: znf207a
Product: zinc finger protein 207, a
Exons: 11
Coding region: 74-1465 (463 amino acids)
Cellular component (GO): nucleus
Source: RefSeq, a predicted model, not a curated record
AUUUUAUUCCUGCUAAUGUUUUGGUAGGUCUUAGUGUGGUGUUUGCAAAUAGGCUGGUAAAUUAACUCAAAUAAUGGGCAGAAAAAAGAAGAAGCAGAUGAAGCCCUGGUGUUGGUACUGCAACAGGGACUUUGAUGAUGAAAAGAUUCUCAUUCAGCACCAGAAGGCCAAACACUUUAAAUGUCACAUAUGCCACAAGAAGUUAUACACUGGUCCUGGUUUGGCCAUCCACUGUAUGCAGGUUCACAAAGAAACUAUUGAUGGAAUUCCUAAUGCAAUACCUGGAAGAAUUGACAUCGAGUUGGAGAUCUAUGGGAUGGAGGGUAUUCCAGAGAAAGACAUGGAGGAGAGGAGACGUGUUCUUGAACAGAAAACCCAUGACAAUCAGAAGAAAAGACAGAACCAAGAUGACUCUGAUGAUGAUGAUGAGGACGAAGAGGCUGGGCCGUCCUUCCAACAGCCAGCAGCAUCAGCUCAGCCUCAGGCAGCAUAUACCCCUAUGACCCAGCCAGGAAUGGCCCCUGUCCCAGCACCAGGAAUGCCACAUGGAACCUACUCAGGAAUGCCCCCUAUGAUGCCUGGUGUUCCCCCAAUGAUGCCAGGGAUGCCCCCUGUAAUGCCAGGGAUGCCUCCAGGCAUGAUGCCACUGAGUGGAAUGAUGCCACCAACACAUGGAAUGCCACCAAUGAUGCCAGGCAUGCCACCAGGAAUGCAUCCUCCUAUGGGCCCUCAUCCUGGCAUGCCCCACAUGGCUCAGGCCCCUCCCACCAGGCCAGCUUUGCCUGCCGUCACAGUGCCUACGCCACAACCAGGUGUCUCCAAACCACUGUUUCCCAGUGCAGGACAGAUGGGGACUCGAGCUCCAAGCACAAGCUCAGCCUCCUCCAGUCUGGACACUUUGUCAGCAUCCUCUAAACCAUUGUCACAAGUCCAGCAGGCUGGUUCCAGUGCAGCAACAAGCUCAUCUGCUGCUCCUCCUGCUGCCCCCAAACCUACAUUCCCAGCCUACACCCAGUCCUCCACCCCUGCUGCCAACACCAGCAGCACAGUGGCUAAACCAGCCAUCCCAGUCACAAGUAAGCCCGCCACCCUCACCACCACCAGUGCAACCAGUAAGUUGAUCCACCCUGAUGAAGAUAUCUCACUGGAGGAGUUGAGAGCACAGCUGCCUCGCUACCAGUGUAAAGUCCCCAGUUCGGGACAGGCCCGUGUUACCUCCCCGCCAGUUGCAGCAAUGGGAGGAGUGUUUCCCCCUCAGCAGGGUAUUCCUGCACAUCAGCCAGGCAUGAGGCAUCCCAUGCAAGGCCAAUAUGGUGCUCCACCCCAGGGAGUGUCUGGAUAUGUCCCAGGAGGGAUGCCUCCCUAUGGACAAGCCCCACCUAUGGUACCUUCUUACCAAGCCGCUCCCCCUCGGCCUGCCAUAGGCAUGAGACCCCCUGUAAUGUCCCCUGGAGGCCGAUAUUGAAGCGUCACCACUGGUCUUCAUUAGGUUUGGUGAUUCAACCAUUUUACCAUCUAGUGGAGUGGUUUACAAUCCAGAUCAGUUACUAUUACCGUAACACUUCUUGUUCAAUGAGAAGAUGGAUAAACAAACUCUAACUCAUGGGACAUUUGAUUUUACAAAAUACUUUUUAUUUGGAUCUACCCUUUGUUGCCGAUCAUACAGUAUGGCUUUUUUUUCUCAUGUUUUGUUUAGGUUUUUAGAAGUGAAGUGUAGUAAAUAUGGUUCGUAUUAAUUUGAAGCGGCUGGAGUUUCGUACAGCACCCUUUAUCAAGGCAAGUCACUGUAAUUAUACUACUGUACUAAAAGUGUGAAGCCUUCGCAGCACCCAUAGGUGCUGUUGGACUUCCUGUCCCCAGCUUUGCUUGGUGAGGGCUUCAGAUAGCUGUCACUGUUGGGUUUAUUUUUGUAUGUCUGCUUGUCUACAUUUGCAGUGUUCACUCUGUAGGGCAAAUAACAACAUAGAACUCCUGUGAAUGCUAUCUGUAUUGUUCCACAAUUAAUUGUAAUAAACUGAAUUGAAAUCUAAUGACUGUAUUUUCAUGAGCAAGUAAAGGACAAUACCACAAGGUUUGUACUACAAAUAACUUGCAUGAUGCCCAUUAAGUUUGCUGAAAUUAAAGCAGUGUUUACAUUGAACUGGAAUGUGUUUACGGGCACAAGAAAACCAGAAUAGAAUUGUAGCGUCAUGUUUUAAUUUAAAGGGGUCAUAUCGUGUGCAAUCAUAUUUUCUUCAUAACUUGUGAUGAAAUUUCAUCACACUAUUUAAACAUACCGUAACUUUCAAAUGUAAAAACUUGCUCUGCAGUCCAAAAAAAAACACAAUUUCUUGAAUGUGAGCUCCAGAAACGGACGAUUUCUGAUGUCCGAAACCUCAAACAUUUACACCUCAGUGAUGCUUAUUCUGUGUUCAGAAACUCGUGGUUUUUGAGUGAGUUAAACACAGAAGAACAACAAGAGUUGUGGGAAUGUUUGCCUUGUGCUGUCCUGGCUGCAUGUAGCACCUGCCACUCUCUGUAUACUUCAGAUGGAUACCAAUGAAGCAGGUGGCUGAAGCUGAUUCUUAUUAAGGUCCCAGAUUAUUUCAGUCAGAGACAGAGGCUGUUAUUGAAGGAUGAAGCAGUGCAAACUAUGAGACUCAUUUCGCAUUUGAAGAUGGUGUUUACAUUAGUUUUAAAGGCAUAGCAGCAAGAAAAAAAAAAAAGCCAAUUUUAAUUCUAAUGGUCAGAGUAGAAAAUUACCUAAAAAAAAUAAGUGGACCUCAGGGGACAAAAUUAUGAUAUGACCCCUUUAAAAUAUUAACUUUCUGCUCCUUAUGCAAGGACAUAUGGCUACUAGAAAAAAUACAACACAACAAUUCAGAUGUCUCUGAAAAUUGCAAUCUUGAGAAAGUGAAAUAACGCUUGUGAAUUGUUAGCAGACUCAUUUAUGUCCAGUCUAAAGCAUAAUACUUGACUGUGGUUUUCAGAUGGUGGAAGGUAAGAGUGAAUGUAGUUCACUGUGGUUGUUGUCCUA